GGAGCGAGAGAGCGAGCAGAGGAGCAGGAGGGAGCCCAAGGCCCGAAGGCAGAAAGGCAUGCGAUGUUGUCGUCGUUGUUGCGCAGGCGUGCGGAAGUGAAAAGCGGCGGGAGAUGUGCGAGCGUCUGGUGAGCGUGGGAGGGAGGAUCUGAGCACCGGAGGGACCUUCUCUCAGGCGAAGAAAUCGUGCACAGUGGCCGCAGGAACCAGCCGUGAAACGAGCUUGUGUUGCGAGGAGGAGAAGGAGGAGGAGGAGGAGCAGGAGGAAAGGGACCUGAUGAUGAUGAUAGGACCGAGAGUGCAGAAGAAAGAUGAUGCCAAAUCUCUCACGGCCUGCGCCGUCGUCAUCAGUUUGUCGGUGAGUGGAUGGCGAUGACGAAGCCCAUCCUUCUUUGUUGUUGAUGUUGUCGUCGUUGUUGGUGAAGCUAUCACAAUGCUGCCCGGGAGUCGCAGUAGCCGGCUUCGUCUAGACUUUUUGCAACUGCUGAAACAGAUAAAUAGAUGCCAAGUCUGCAGGAUCAUUUUCCCACGGUAGGAGCAUCGAGUAUCUCAAGAAGUCAGUAUCGCUUUCUGAGAAGUAGGGAGGAAGAGGGAGUGUUGUGGCGGCACCUCUCAGCAUUACCCUAACACAGGCGCACUUGCUAGGAAGAAAUCACACGUAGCUGACUGUCGGGGCUGCUUUUGCGAAUUGACAAUCUACGAGCAGAUUUCGACUCGGGACUUUUUUUAAUAUGCGCAAGCGUUUUCAAAAUUUCAGGGACAAGAACUUUUAUUUUCAUGGCUCUUUCAUUGAGUCCGUAUGAUGCAAAGACUGUCUGAAGGUGACUGAUUAUGGAAGGCGACGUCGUAGCCGAUCUGGUGAAACAGCUGGUGAAAAGGAUUCUUCCCAGCCAGGCCAAUGUAUCUGAGAAGUCAAGCAGCAAUGGAGACCACCGGGAUACUGUGGGCGAGAGAGCUUAUCAGUAUGCCAUGCGAAUUAUUGGCAGCCGCAUUGCCCCCUCUCUGGCCAGCGAUGAAGUUGCCAUGGCAGAGGCUAUCAAGCGGCAGCUUGUGCUGGAGGGUAGGUCUUCAGAUGCGCUCACAUUUGCGGAUUUGCACCGGAGGUUUGCCUCGCUCAGUGGCCCCGGAAGCGUAGAGAACAGGUGGGCGGUGCUGUAUCUUCUACGAGCCGUUUCAGAAGAUCAGAGACGAGAGGGAGUGGAGACGAGAGGAACUGCAACUCCUUUCACUUCGACGCUGUCGGGUCCUGCCGCCCUUGGAGGUCUUCAGGCGUUACCGAAGUCAGCUGAGCAUCCCAAGCUCCAAGUUCCUCAUUCCGAUUCACCAAGUCCGUCACCAUCACCGAAAAAUUCAUUAAGGAAUGGAGGCAUUCGUCCGUCGAAGUCGCAGUCAGCAAGUUCAGACCACGGCCAUCAAGGAGGUGUCCUGAUACUAUCAAAAGACGCUGACAAUGUGAAGUCUGUAGCAAUCAGGGAAUUUGUAGAAAUUAGUCAAGUAGAUUUGGAAGUGACUGAGGCAGCACUUGUACGGGAUGUCGUAUAUGCCUGCCAAGGUAUAGACGGACGCUACGUUAAGUUUGAUAAGGAACAAGAUGGUUACGUCGUAGAUUCUAACGUGAAGGUGCCCAAGGCUACAAGAGUUCUCGUUCGUCGGUUGUGUGAAGUGGGCUGGCUCUUUCGUCGAGUACGCAAUCACAUAUCAGAGAGCCUAGAAGACGGCCCCCUGGAGGCUAUAGGCACCGUAGGACAAGCAUUUUGUGCAGCUCUGCAAGAGGAACUUGGGGAUUACUACCGCCUGAUGGCAGUGCUUGAGACGCAAGUCUACCACCCUAUACCCUUCAUGUCCGGUGGUGUGGCUAACAACGGAGGAAAUUAUCUUUCACUUCGCCGUUUAUCUGUCUGGCUCGCAGAGCCUUUGACGAGAAUGAGGCUGAUGGCUGUGCUUGUGGACGACUGCAAAACUCUCAGGGGCGGUGCAAUGGCUGGUGCGAUUCACAUGCAUUUACAGCAUGGAGAUCCUCUUGUUCGGAGCUUCCUAAAACGCCUCAUGCGUAGAGUCUGUGCACCGAUAUAUGAAAUGAUUCGCAGAUGGGUUCUCGAAGGAGAGGUGGACGACCUGUAUGGAGAGUUUUUUGUGGUAGCUCAGCCUGUAAAAGCAGAAGCGCUAUGGCGUCAAGGUUAUCAGCUCCAAACGUCUAUGCUUCCGUCAUUCAUUCCAGAGCCUUUAGCCAAGCGAAUUCUUCGAACCGGGAAAUCAAUCAAUUUUUUACGAGUGUGUUGUGAGGACCAAGGGUGGGCGAGAGCUGCAGCGGCUGCCGUGGCCACCGUUCGAGCUUCUGCCAACGGUGGAGGUGGUUUGGGUUACGGUGAGACGGAGGCGCUGGAAUCAUUAGUUGUGGAGGCCGCUGGCCGGAUUGAUCGACAUCUUAUACAAAUUGUAUAUAACCGAUACAAGUUCAGAGAUCAAUGUCUGGCUAUCAAGAGAUAUCUGCUGCUCGGGCAAGGGGAUUUUAUUCAGUACCUUAUGGAUCUGGUCGGGCCUGAGUUGUCUUUGCCCGCCAACACUCUCAGCGCGUUCAAGUUGUCUGGCACGCUAGAGAGUGCAAUACGAGCUUCCAAUGCUCAGUACGAUGACAGCGACAUCUUAGACAGAUUACGUGUGAAGAUGAUGCCACACAGCGAUGGUGACAGAGGCUGGGAUGUCUUUUCACUGCAAUACGAUGCAAGAGAUCCUUUGACAACUGUCUUUACUGAGGACGUCAUGGCCAGAUACCUCAGAAUUUUCAACUUUCUUUGGAGGUUAAAGAGGGUAGAACAUGCUCUGAGUGCCACUUGGCAGACCAUGAAACCUAACUGUCUCGUAGCUCGGUUGUCAGCGAUUAAAGGUGAUGGAGUGAAGUCGGAACUUACAGUCGUUUUGAGGCGAUGUCAAACACUCAGAAAUGAAAUGAAUCACUUCGUUACUAACCUUCAAUACUACAUCAUGUUUGAGGUCUUGGAAUUCUCCUGGGCCAACUUUCUGGAAGAGAUGGAGGUUGCUCAUGAUCUUGACGAGCUUAUAGCAGCCCAUGAAAAGUACCUGGGUUCAAUUGUAGAGAAAGCUCUUCUUGGCGAGCGGUCACAACUUCUCUGCAAAACUCUAUUUUCAUUAUUCGAUCUCAUUCUCAGGUUCAGAGGUCUUGCAGACCGCCUUUUUGAGAACGCGCGUGAGAUGGAUGCCAGAAGCCAAAACCCCACGAAGCAAAGAGCCAAGAAGGACUUCCACAUUGCAACCUUAAGCGGGAGGAAAUCUUCAAUGUCGUCCCUUUCUGGCGAUUUCUUGGCAACUAUUGGUGAAGAGAUGGACGGUGUUGCAGUCGAAUACUCAUCCCUUUUGGAGGGUUUCAUCGCGCAGCUUCCUGCACAACAACAUGUAGAUUUAAAAUUCUUAUCUUUCCGCUUAGAUUUCUCCGAGUUUUAUACGCGGCAGCACAUGAGCAUGUCAACAACACCCUUGAAGUUCAAAAGGACACCCUUGAAGUUGUGAAGCUCGUUUCUCAUGGUAACAGCUCGUGAGGAUGUAAUCUGCCUGUCAAUUUUCGCAGAUGUUAGGUUUUCUGAAACGACUGUGACACACCAGGUAGUUUGAGAAAUGGGCCCAGUUCCUCGGAGGGUGUUUUUUUACCCUUUUUGUUGGUUGUAGUAGGAAAUACCUUCUCUCACGAUCAGAGUGAGCAUCUUGCUGCGAGUAGACUUUUAUAUCGGGACUCCUUUCCGUUGGGAAGUUGGAGUGGUAGGUUACCUGCUCCUUCACUACUAAUCAUUGCCAGCCAGGUUGUUUUUUUAGUCUGUAAAAAUGAGCGUUGAGAGCAGCUUACCUGGUGGAUUAGGUGGCAUUUACGUAGUCCACGAUUGUACCCUCAUUCUUUUAGUUUUGGCGUAGGAUUCUAAGAAACAAAGUCCUUUAAAGUUACGCAGGUCACUGACUCUCCAGGACCGGGAAAGGACGCCACUGUGUUGUGUUGUUUGGUUUGGAAGCCUGCAACUGUACACUAAACAUUGACACAUCAAUAGCUGAAACAUGUGAGGCCAAUUCAUUGCUUGUAAUAUAGCCGAAAGGUUCUGUAUCACUCAUCUUUCACUUCAUCUUCCAUAGACCUGCUAAGUACACCAGGUCUGUUGUUGAACAAGU
This is a messenger RNA of Marchantia polymorpha subsp. ruderalis, 4170 nucleotides long. The record is from the annotation of a GenBank genome assembly. Lineage: Eukaryota; Viridiplantae; Streptophyta; Marchantiopsida; Marchantiales; Marchantiaceae.